GGUAUGCAACGCAAUGCAUGAUCAAGAUUCCUUUUAUUUUUCUAGCUUAUACUUUUGAAGACUUUGGUGACAUGCUGACAAAAGAGAAGGAAACAGAACUUGGUGCCAUCUGACCAAAUGAUUGCUGCCAGGUUGUUAUCUCAAAGGCAAUCAGGUAACAUGCAUGAUGGGAGGUGUCUUUCCAAUGAGCUGGUGGCAUUCUAGAGCUCACCGGCCGGGAGUCUUGCUUGGACCUGCCAUUGCUAAUCCACUGCAAACGCAGCAGAACUACUAGGUUUUCCAUGGGAGCCUGCACCUGGAACCUGGAUCACACAAGAGUUGAGAGAUGAUAUCUGAUUGAGUGGUGUGCUCAAUUCUAGGUGCUUGAACUGCAGAUUAGAAAAAUAUCAUACCUAGGGAUGCAAGUCCAGUGGUCUCGCCUGGUUUAAAUUCCAUCCUAGUUUGAUUAUAUACCGAACUUCAAUGUUUGUCAAACAAUUUUACUAGAACGGGUCAAUGGGCCUACCUGGCCGACGCAAUUGCAUCCCUAACCAUAUACAUGCUGACGAUUCAAAUUUUAGGAUAGCCCAGUAUAGUGUCUCCCUGUUGUCAGACUCGGUCUGCUUUCAAGAAAGAAAAACAGUUGGGAAUGGAUGCAAUGUCGUCUGAAGAAUAUGCUUCUCAGUCCAAGUUACUGCAAGAAUUCACCAAUGUCCCAAGCAUUGAAAGUGCUUGGCUUUUCAAAACCAACAAUGAAGACAGAUCCACAGCAAUGUUUUCCAUUAGUCAACCAGACAUGCUGGCGAACAAGAAGAGGAAAUAUAUUUUGCAUUCUCACAUUGUGACACAUGAUGGAACCAUGCCUCUCGAGUGCCAUUGGUCUCCUUUCCCUAUUGAAAUGACCGGAGUGUCGGCUGUCGUUCCAUCCCGUUCGGGGUCGAAGCUUCUGGUGGUGCGGAACGGGGAGAAAGGUUCGCGCACAAGACUUCAGAUUGUGAAUCAAUCGCAUGUGGAGAAAGAGAUACAUGUUGAUCAGUCUAUCCAUGGUCCACUUUAUACCGAUGAGUGGUUUCAAGGGAUUUCCUGGAACCAUGAAGAGACCUUCAUAGCAUACGUCGCUGAACAGCCACCUCAACCGAAACCAGUUUUCGACGACGCCGGAUAUAGAAAGGAAAGCUCUUCUGAGGAAGACUGUAAUAGCUGGAGAGGGCAGGGGGAUUGGGAAGAGGACUGGGGUGAAACUUACUCCAGAAAGGGGAUACCCUCGUUGUUUGUUCUUGAUAUUGCUAGUGGAGAAAUACGUGCUGCUAGAGGCAUUACAAAAUCAAUAAGUGCUGGUCAAGUUGUUUGGGCUCCGCCAUCUUCAAGCGGCCAUCAAAAGCUUUUGGUCUUCGUCGGCUGGUUAGAACACAACGGAUUUCAGGGCACCGCUAGAAAACUCGGCAUCAAGUACUGUUCUAACAGGCCAUGUUCUCUCUAUGCAAUUCAUUCCCCUUUUGAAGAAGAACCAAAUGCGAAUAACGCGUCGGUUAGUGGUAGUGAAUCAGUAUCUGCUUCAGUAGCAACCAACUUAACACCAGGCAUGAGCAGCGCUUUCUUUCCACGGUUCAGCAAGGAUGGAAAACUCCUGGUGUUUCUAUCUUCCAAACGUGCAGUAGAUACUGGAGCGCAUAAUGCCACAGAUUCGCUGCAUAGAAUCAACUGGCCUUCUGAUUGGAAAGCAGAGCAACAACUCAGCGUGACCGAUGUGGUUCCUGUCGUAAUGUGUCCUCAAGAUGGAUGUUUUCCUGGUCUAUACUGCUCAUCCAUGCUGUCUGAUCCUUGGCUUUCUGAUCAUUGUACGAUGGUAUUAACAUCUGCUUGGAGAAGUACUGAAGUGAUACUGUCAAUAGAUGUGUUAAGUGGGGAAGUAACCAGAAUAAGUCCAGAAGACUCAGAUUACUCAUGGAGCGCCCUUGCAAUAAAUGGCAACAAUGUCCUCUCUGUGUCAAGUAGUCCCAUCGACCCUCCUCAAAUUAGGUAUGGUCGUCGAGCAUCAUCAACAGAGGAUCAUGAUGGCCAUUGCGCAUGGGUUUGGGACGAAGUUAUGAGUCCGUUGACAGCAGCCAGUGACAAGGCAAAGGCUUUGUUAUCUGAUCACAAGUUGAGCAUACUCAGAAUCCCGGUCCCUGACCCCUCUGGUGAACUCUCCGACGGUGGUCGGCUUCCAUUUGAGGCCAUCUUAGUGUCCUGUGAGGAUAGUUCACAGAAACCAACUGUUUUAAUCCUUCAUGGUGGCCCACACUCAGCAUCUGUAUCAAGCUAUUCAAAAUCAUCGGCGUUUCUCGCGUCACUUGGGUUUAACCUGCUCAUUGUAAAUUAUAGAGGUACGCUGGGCUACGGAGAGGAGGCUUUGCAAUCACUCCCUGGGAAGGUUGGAUCUCAGGAUGUCCAAGAUUGUCUUGCGGCGCUAGACCACGCGAUCGAGGAAGGACUGGUGGAUGCAUCCAAGGUAGCGGUUGUCGGGAUCUCGCACGGCGGCUUCUUGACAACCCAUUUAAUUGGCCAGGCUCCUGAGAGAUUUGCUGUGGCGGCGGCUCGAAACCCCGUCUGUAACCUGUCAGUGAUGAUUGGCACCACAGACAUCCCAGACUGGUGCUACGCCGUGGCCUGCGGGACUGAAGCGAGGUGUCUCGCCUCUGAAUCACCUUCACUUGAUCAUCUUCGCAUCUUCCACCAGAAAUCACCAAUUGCCCAUAUUUCAAAAGUGAAAGCGCCUUUGCUUAUGCUUCUCGGAGGAGCGGAUCUCCGGGUACCCGCCUCUAACGGCCUACAGUAUGCAAGAACUCUGAGAGAAAGAGGGGUCGAGGUAAAAACCAUCAUGUUCCCAGAGGAUACGCACGAAAUCGAUAUACCGCGGUCCGACUUUGAGAGCUUCCUCAACAUGGGAGUCUGGUUCAAGAAAUAUCUGAAAGAAAGCUGAGCCAGAGAUUUUGAGAGCUUCCUCAACAUAGCCAGAGGACUUCAAAGCUAAUUGACGAAUUUGUCUUUUUGUGAGGCGACUAAAUAUUUUUUAGAACCGACAACAAGUAUAUAUUUCCCCCCCAAUAAUGAGCCUAAAGAGGUUGAUAAAAAUGAACAGCAUCAGUCUAGUUCUUGGUUGACGCAGCCUGGCAAUUGUGACAUUGGAUUCUGUUUGUGUAGUAGGCCUCUGGCCUACAGGAUCAAAAUGAACAAAACCUUUUUUUUGUGCA
Molecule: messenger RNA, 3212 nt
Organism: Triticum dicoccoides
Lineage: Eukaryota; Viridiplantae; Streptophyta; Magnoliopsida; Poales; Poaceae
Product: acylamino-acid-releasing enzyme 2-like
Exons: 19
Coding region: 629-2941 (770 amino acids)
Biological process (GO): proteolysis
Molecular function (GO): serine-type endopeptidase activity
Source: RefSeq, a predicted model, not a curated record